Messenger RNA from Schistosoma mattheei, 418 nucleotides. NCBI's taxonomy places the organism in Eukaryota, Metazoa, Platyhelminthes, Trematoda, Strigeidida, Schistosomatidae. The record is from the annotation of a GenBank genome assembly.
AUGCUGUUUGUACAUGCAGCAUGUUCAUCAAAUCCUGGAAUUGUAUGUAGUCAUGAUUAUUUAUUAGUGGAUGAUCGUAUACCUAAUGUUUAUGACGGUAUAAUUAACAAUAUACCAAUAAUUCGUUUUUGUUUAAUCAAUAAUUCCACAUUGAAAACAAUCGCCACAAAGACAAAAACAAAAUUACCAGAAGUAGAAAUGAUCAAUUCAUCAUUAUCUUCUCCUUCUUCGAUCUCCUCUGGAUCCUUUUCAUUGAAUUCAAUCGAUUAUAAUAAAUUAUAUGCACCAGAUGAAUCAUAUUUAGUUGGGCAAAUUUAUGAUCCAAUCAGUAAUGUAUACGGUUUACAGUUUACAUCAAAUUGAAAUUUAUUAGAUCCAUAUAUUAUUCAUGGAAAAGGCAUAGUGUUAGAAUAUAUUG